CACCCCAAUCCAACCCAAUCUAUUCCUCUCUAUCUCCUCACUCUCCAGCAUCGAAUCACCAUUGCUUCUCUCUAUUCCUCCCCGCCCGCCUCUCCACUCCCAGAAAAACCUCCCUCCGCGCGCUGCCGGCUCGUUUGACCUUCUUCCGCCUCCGUAUUCCUCUCCGUCUAGCUUUCCGACUCCUCUCUCGGCCUUACUCUUUCACGUACCCGCUGGCUCCCUCUUGGUUCCAUCUUUUCUUCUCGGAUGAUUGUUCUUCUAUUCUAUUUUAGUUCUGUUUCAGUUCGUGAUUGUGUGGCGGUCGUCGAUUGCGAUCUGGAGGCCGUGGAUCUCUGCUCACCUCUUUUUACUACCGUUUGCCGAGAGCAAUUUCCCAGUUCUUUAGUUUUUCGUCCACCAUUGAGGCAGGGACAUAAAAAAGAGGUUUUGGCAAGGAUUCGUUUUUGCUCAUUAGCAAAGGAAACAAAGAAACAGGGCAGGAGAAUAGAGAAAGCUGACGAAAGGAAGGUGAACAGCCCCAUCUAAUUCACUGGAAAGUAGAAGCAAUUUUCUGAAGAAACUGAUAGGGGAAGGGGAAAAUGGAGUCAAGGAAGAGGAGAACAUGGGAGCGGUGGCGAGGAGGUGAAAGAGAAAGUCAGAGAAUAGUUGAAUCUGUGGAGACAAUUAGAAACAGGAGCGGAGAUAUAUGGGUUUGGUUUGAUUAGGAUGGUGGGGCUGGUUAGGUUUCAAUUGAUUUUUAUGUUAUAAUUAUUUUUGAUGAUGGGGAUGCUGACGGGACAAUUGAUUAGACUAAACUAACAGAAUUUUG
Molecule: messenger RNA, 808 nt
Organism: Linum trigynum
Lineage: Eukaryota; Viridiplantae; Streptophyta; Magnoliopsida; Malpighiales; Linaceae
Source: the annotation of a GenBank genome assembly